Ctenopharyngodon idella (grass carp) is the source of this 5219-nucleotide messenger RNA. It is a transcript of the gene styx, whose product is annotated as serine/threonine/tyrosine interacting protein. Lineage: Eukaryota; Metazoa; Chordata; Actinopteri; Cypriniformes; Xenocyprididae. The transcript is spliced from 11 exons. The record is from RefSeq and is a predicted model, not a curated record. Gene Ontology annotation, biological process: regulation of ERK1 and ERK2 cascade; negative regulation of protein binding; protein dephosphorylation. Gene Ontology annotation, cellular component: nucleoplasm; cytoplasm. The coding region runs from base 194 to 835 and encodes 213 amino acids. Gene Ontology annotation, molecular function: protein tyrosine/serine/threonine phosphatase activity; F-box domain binding.
CAUCUCACGACACCGCCCCUUUCCGACGUAUUGCGCUCGCAUGUCACGUGACCGCCCUCGGUGAAAGCAGCAUGGCGUGUGUGAGCGCGGAGCUCCUCCACAAACUCUACUUUAUUUGCACUUAGUUCGUCUUUAUAUUCAAUCCAUCAAAAGGGGCCGUGAACGUAUUGAAAGCUGGAAUAUCGCUCGCAGCAUGGACGAAGGGAAUAAACUCCAGUUCCCGUCCCUGCCCGCCGCCAAAGAAGAGCAGCUGGACUGGGCAUAUCCAAUGAGAAGAGAGAUGCAGGAAAUCCUCCCAGGCUUGUUUCUUGGACCCUAUUCUGCUGCUAUGAAGAGUAAGCUCUCAAUGCUGGAGAAGCAGGGCAUAACUCACAUCGUGUGUGUCAGACAAGACAUCGAGGCCAACUUUAUAAAGCCAAACUUUCCCCAUAAAUUUAGGUACCUUGUUUUAGAUAUAGCAGAUAACCCUGUGGAAAAUAUAAUUAGAUAUUUCCCAAUGACUAAAGAAUUUAUUGAUGGAUGUUUAGAGACGGGGGGAAAGGUACUUGUUCAUGGAAAUGCAGGGAUAUCAAGAAGCGCUGCCUUAGUUAUUGCCUACCUAAUGGAGACAUUUGGUGUAAAAUACAGAGAUGCCUUUAGUCAUGUACAGGAGAGACGUUUUUGUAUUAAUCCCAAUGUUGGCUUUGUUCAUCAGCUACAGGAAUAUGAAGCAAUAUAUCUUGCAAAGCUAACCAUCAAGAUGAUGUCACCCAUUCAGUUGGGCAGGUCUUUCUCCAUCCAAGCUGGGAUGCCAGCCCUGAUGACUUUGAGGCUUUUAGUAGACCACAGCUACUGAAAGAGCUUACAGUUGCGGAUGGAUAUAAGCGUAUGCUUUAACCAAAUGCCGCGCCUGUCGUGGAGCCUGACGAGGGCGGCCCAUAACACAUCUCGAUUGAGACAGACUGCCUCAGAGCUUGCCUGCGCUGUGAUGCACGAGAUAUCUGUGAUCGCAUAAACAGUAACAUCUUCUCAGCAUGUUUAACUGUGUGUAAUGCAUUCAGGUCACAUAUCAGAUGAUUUUUACACGUCAAACAUACAACAGUAGUUUGAAUAGCCACAUGUUUUUGAUGUUUUCAUCCUCACUAAUUUUGUGCUCUGGCUCAUAUUGAUCGUGUUUUAAAAGGAACCCCGCAGAUAUUAAGACUUGAAUGCAUUACUAGAUUAAUGUUGCACCAAAACAUACAGAUAAAAAGUAUCAAAGGCAUCAGGGCUAAAGUGGAGAGAACAAAGACGCAGUUAGGAAGUUUUAUUCGUCCACAUUCUGUACAACUUCCCAUUCUUUUCUGCUCUUAUCAGUAGUAAAGCAGUAAAGACUUGCAUCGCUUCUCUUGUGGCUCAUCGACUGAAAAUUACAACCAAAAGCUGCACAAUGUGGCAUCGUAUAUAUUACAGUGGUUCCCAAACCUGUCCUGGAGGACCCCUGGCCCUGCACAUUUUGUAUGUCUCCCUAUUUCUGACACACCCAUUUUUUUUUUCUUGCUGUCUCUACUAAUGAGCACAUGAGUUGAAUUAGGUGUGAUAUAUGAGGGAGACAUACAAAAUGUGCAGGGCUGGGGGUCCUCCAGGACCACUGGUAUAUUAUAUUCCGAGUUGUGUUGCGGUAAAAAUAGCAACAGGGUAGCGUCAGUAGCUCACUAAGUGCAACCAUGUAAAGUCAUCGACAAACGCACUGUGCACCUAAACAAAAUGGUGCCCCCCCAUUGUCCAAAUAUGUCAUGGAUUUUUUUUAAAAAACGUAAAUCUUUCAUGGGUUUUCUACUACAUAUUUCAAUAAAAGACAUAAUUUACGUUAUAUUAAGCCAUACAAGUAUUAACACCAGGGGUUCCCUUUAAAGCUAAUCUUUUAAUAAUUUAAUAACUGUUAAAUCUUAAGCAAUCCGCAAAAUUAAUAUUUGUUUUUCAUACAUAUUUCAUUCAUUCAACCGAUUUGUUCAAAUGACUCAUUCAUUCAGGAAGGAAGCAAAUGACCUUCUUUAUUGAAUGGGUCAUUUAAUCAUUAAUUAAACUGAUUCGUUCAAAACGCGGAUUCAGUCAGUAUAACAAAAACAUUUCUGUCUGUUGCAUGGCACUCUUGCUCGUGUGAUAUUAUACAUCAUAUCAUAUGAUAUAAGUUAAUGACAAACUCGUCGGGGCAAAAAUGCCCAUGUAUCUUGAAUUUUGAGGGCAUAUAACUGCAUGCAUAGCUACAUCAUCCUGAGUAAGACUAGUAAAGAAAACGCAGUACUUAUUAAAAGAAUCAGUCUUUAUUUAAAUACAUGAACACAAAAAAUAGUUGCUAAUAUAGCCUAACAUUUCCCAUUCCAUGACUAGUAAAAUAAUCGCAAUUUACUCUCUGUAAAAUGGCGUAAUCCGCUGGGUAAAAAGGUUGGUGGUGUUGCCACCCUUCAGCACUGAUGUAGCCAGGCAAAUUCUGCAGAGUGUUUUCUUUGAAGCUGAAAAACUCCCAUACUGUCGAGCUUACUUUUUUCGAGUGUGGACAGAGCCUCUCACUCUCCCGUUCGGACGACAUGGUUCUUCUUGGAAUAGCUGAGCGUGCUGCGUCGUCUUCUUGUUUGACAGGUGUCAGUGUUUGCAAUACUGCCACCUGAGAGGUCAACCAGGUACUGGCGCUGGAGUAUUUACGUGUCAUUAUAUCAUAAGAGUCCUAUUCAUUUUAAAUAUUGUGGUUAUCGCCAAUACCGGUAUAUUGUCACACCCUAAAUUAACACAAUGUCGAUAUUUCAUGCUUUGAACAUCACGAUUAUCGUCAAUACCGGUAUAUUGCAACACCCCUACUGUACAUUAUAAUGUUCCGAUGCCUAAAUUCACUAGUAGCACUUACUGACGAUUGAUUUUAGUUCAUAGUGAACUAAACUUUUUUUUUUUUUUUUUUUCGAUGAAAUAGUGCAGAAUUUUAUAGCUUGUUUUCUUAUUGUGUAUUUCCAAUUUUUUGCAUUCUAAGUCUGCUUUUGUUGUUGGCUUUAUUUGUUAGUUACAUUGGAUGAAAACAUUUGCUAAAUGAAAAUCUUUUGUGAUGAUGAUAAAUUAUUGGGUUGAUUGUACUAGAGACCAAUUUCGUGUUUGCAAACAGCGAUUAUGUUUUUUGUGGGCGGAGCCUACCUGGUUGCAGAAAAUGACAGUUCUGCAGUAGCAGUCUAUGGAAGUCACGGAAUAAAAAGUUAAUUUCGAGUUUAUAUCUCACAAGUCUGACUUUUUUUCUCGCAAAUCCGAGUUUAUAUCUCACAAUUCUUAGAAGGAAAAACUAAAUUGUGAGAGAUACUCGUUUCUGUUUUCCUCAGAAUUGCAAGUUUAUAUCCCACAAUUGUAACUUAUUUUCCCCUCAGAAUUAUGAUAUAAACUCACAAUUGCGAGUUAUAUAGUCUGAACUGGGAGAUAUAAACAUGCAAAUGCAAGAAAAAAAGUCAGAAUUGUGAAAUAAAAAUGUUAUAGGCUGUUAUGUUUAAAAGUUGUUAAUGUAAAAUGUUAUAGGUUUAAAUAUUAUUUCAUGCUGUAACUACUAUGUCCUCUGUUUACAUCAAAUUCAUGCUUUAAUAGUAGACUAAUCAUUGCAGGUUUUAUCAGUCCAGUCUGUGACUUGCAACAUACAUGUCUGUGUUUAGCUUCAAAUGGCAUUUUCAAUGAUGGUAGUCUAUAAAAAUGAAGUCUAUUUUUUGCAUUCUGAUUGACAUCCAAAGGCACAACAAAGAAUGUUCUCUUAUUCUGUGGAUUUUGCACAUUUUCCUCCACUUUUCUGCCACCGCUAUGCGCGCACAGCUGCAAGUGACAUAUCUGUGAUGUCUGUUCCGAAUUGGUCUCUAAGACUGAGAUCUGUAAUUUGUAGAGGUGUGGAUCUUUACUUGCCUCACAAUUCUAUUUGAUUGAUUCAGAGGGUAACGAUUCGAUUAUAAAACAAUUCUCGAUGCAUCACAAUGAAUCUUGUCCUCUGAUUAUUUUAUUAAUAAUAAUAAUAUUCACAAUAAUUCUUUUUGUUAUUUCAUCUUUAUUAAAAAUAAGAACAAAGAUAGAAAUAACAAACAGUUGAACAAAAUACAAUAUAAGAAACAAAUGAAAUUAACAAUGCUUUACUUUUUUCAUUUUACGUCUAUUUAACAAGCAUUCAAGUAAGAAAUAAUACAGAAAUUAAAUAAUCAAAUGUAAAAAUUAAUCACUGCAUAGUCUUCAGUGUAUUAAUUACAAAUAAAUGAUCAAAGCUACAAAAGUGAUUCAGUCAAAAGCAGUGAGUGAUUCCCUCAUUUCUUUUGUUGUUUGAUUAACAUUAAUAAUGACAGACAGCAGCAGGUUUAUUAUAUCAAGACUAUGUUUACGUGAAUAACCGCAAAGACAGAUAUUUUGAAAUUGUUUAUAUUUGACCGUUUAAGUGCAAAAGAGAUCUAAAUUCAAUAUUGCAUACUGAAAGAGGCAGCUUUCUGUGUGCGUGCUUUGGGUGUUUCGGUCAGUGUGAGUAUUGAGAUCUUUUUCGUGGCUUAUUGCGCUUAACUCUUUUUAACAUCAAGCACAUUCAUUUGUUUUUAUGCACUGAUGCAGAAUUGUUUAAAACAGCAUCUUAAAAACAAUUAUAUUCCACAGCUCUAGUAAUUUGUAGAUUAGUAAUAUAUGAAACUACAUUAUUCUUAAAUGCACUUAUUCACACUGUGACUGCCUGAUCUUCUUUUUUUCCCUACAGGAAGCCUAAAGCGAACACUAGAAGAGGAUGAAGAUUUCGGGAGUAUGCAAGUUACAGCAGCACAAAAUGGAUAGGCUUUACUAAAAAAGUGCUUUAACACAGUGAACUUUUCUUUUUACAUUUUUAUUGGGAUUAAAAAUGUAAAUAUUUGUACAGAGGAUGGGAGGGAGGAUGCUCCUCAUGACCCUUGGAGCUGGGGAAGGUUUGAUAUAUUAUUUUUUUUUUUUUUCCUUUUUGAGCUGUAUGCACUGAAAUUUUUUGCAGUUUUAUAGUAUUUAAAGCAUUUUGCAUUUGCAGCGGGACAGUAUUGCAAUAAUGCACUUUUGAUACUUGAAUUACUGUUACAUUUUUGGACGGAUUUGGGUUGGGAUGAGGGGGUAUCAAAGGAAUGCGACUGUCACUGCCAUAGAAAUGAAAUGGUAGGAUGAAUCAGUCUUUAUGUAGGGAAUGAACAAGGAAAGACACGUUUUGCCAUAGAAUUAACAUCCCACUGCUAAAUAAAAGAUGGCUACUUACA